Messenger RNA from Anastrepha ludens (Mexican fruit fly), 900 nucleotides. It is a transcript of the gene Cpr49Ag, whose product is annotated as endocuticle structural glycoprotein SgAbd-4. Gene Ontology annotation, cellular component: chitin-based extracellular matrix. The transcript has 2 exons. Lineage: Eukaryota; Metazoa; Arthropoda; Insecta; Diptera; Tephritidae. Bases 237 to 650 code for a protein of 137 amino acids. Gene Ontology annotation, molecular function: structural constituent of chitin-based larval cuticle. The record is from RefSeq and is a predicted model, not a curated record.
AAAGGCACUGACGUUAAGUACCUGUCAGCCAGUUGUUAAAUAGCAUUUCCGACAUUCAAGUGGAUUAAAAAAUUGAAACAAUCACUCACCAAAGGAUAUCUGCCACAUUUCUCUUUAAAUGUUAAAGUUGAGAGAGUUAGCCAAUAAAAUUUAUAACAGUUAAAUAAUCUACUCUUACGAAUAAUUUCUUUUAAACGAAGUGUUCUUGCUUUUGUAAUAAAAAACAUAGCAACAAAAUGUACAAGUUUGUUAUCGUUCUACUCUCGGCAGUUCUAUUCGCUUUUGUAUUAGCGCGUCCUGCAGAGGAGCAAUCUGGAGUUGCCACAUCACCUGCUGUUACUACAACAACAACACCUGCCACAAUACUCAAACAAAUCGAUGUAACCAAUCCAGAUGGCAGCUAUAAUAACAGUUACGAAACCUCCAAUGGCAUCAAAGUCGAAAACGCUGGUUACUUGAAGAAAAUAUUAGUGCCAAAACAGGAAUCCACCGAUGGUCAGGUGAUUGAGGAACACGAAGAAUUGGUGUUGGUGCAGACAGGCUUGUACUCCUACUCGGACCCAGAAGGAAAUAUCAUCACCUUGCAUUACGUGGCCGAUGAGAAUGGUUUCCAGCCCCAAGGGGAUCACUUGCCAGUACCACCAGUUUAAAAUCAGAAAGUGAAUUGGAUGAGAGUUAAUUAUUUGCUCCGACACACUCAAGCAAAUACAGCUCAAAAAGAGAAAAUAAAAACAAUUAAGUUGUAAGCAAUAAGUAUUACAUUUAACUAAGUUAAUUAGAAGCAAAAAGGUUAAUAAACCAUAAGUCAAUAGUUAUAUAAAUUUAAGAUAAUUAACAAACGACAAUGCUGCCAUUUAAUGAUAAAUAAAAAAUAUGAAAAAUAAAGUUUGGAGCCUAUGA